Symbiodinium natans is the source of this 405-nucleotide messenger RNA. The record is from the annotation of a GenBank genome assembly. Lineage: Eukaryota; Dinophyceae; Suessiales; Symbiodiniaceae.
AUGCGAUCAGCUGGUUCCCAAUCGCUGGAGGUGCCCGAAGAGGUGACGCAGCACUUCCGAACCUCGGCCAAGGUGUUGUCAUACAGGGAGGGGAUCCUGCAGGGUUUUGUGCCUGACAAGGUGAGCACUCGAGGAAUGCUUUGCGCUGCCCGCAAAAAACAUCCCGCAAACCUGCCUAUCUGGAACAAACAAAACGUUAGACCCCCCCCCCCCGGCUCCCCCACACCCCAAGGUCAGCAGAUGCUCGCCCGGGGCGGCACGCAGCGACAGGACAUUGAGUUCUUGUUCAGGGAGCUUUUGGAGCUUUGGUCGCCUUUGGGCGCAAGUCGAAGCUGCUCGAAAGUUGAUCCACUGGUCCCGGGGGUCGAUGGGGCACGGCACGUUGUUCCACACUUGGCUUGUUAG